GGUCCAGGUCUGUCCACCACUCUCGAGUGGUGCACAGACCAUGUAGAUGCUUGGCUAGACCAGCACAGAAAUGAAUGGUUUGUAGGGACAUGGGAUCUGCAGCGUAAAGGGGCUGGAGCCCUUCACUCCAUCCUUCCUCUGGACGGGCAGCCAGGUCUCUAGGGUGAUCCAGAGGCAUGGCCAACCAGAACGUCUCCCAGCCCAGCCUGUGUGAUCCUUUCUGGACUCAGCACCUGACAGGACUUUAUGUUGCCGUGUUCAUGGGUGGGGUGACUGGCAUCUUCUGCAUCUUGUUUAUACUGGUGAAAAUGAACUCGCGGUCCGUGACCACCACGGGGGUCAUCAACCUGGUGGUGGUGCACAGUGUGUUCCUGCUGACGGUUCCUUUCCGUCUCGUCUACCUGGUCAGGCAUAAGUGGUACUUUGGGUUGCCCUUUUGCAAGGUGGUGAGCGCCAUGCUGCACAUACACAUGUACCUCACUUUCCUGUUCUACGUGGGCAUCCUGGUCGUCAGGUACCUCAUCUUCUUCAAGCGCAGGGACAAGGUGGAGUUCUACCGCAAGCUUCACGCCGUGGCCGCCAGCACCGCCACGUGGGUGCUGGUGAUAGUCACCAUCGUGCCUCCGCUGCUGACCCAGUACGGCUCCCGUGGGGAGUACAACGACACCAGGUGCUUUGAGUUCCAGGAAGAGCUGAAGGAGAAGUACGUGAAGGUCCUCAACUACGCGGCGGCCGUCGUGGUCAUCGCCAUCACCCUUGCCCUCCUGGCCUUCCAGGUCUUCAUCGUGGUGUCCACGGGGAAGAAGCUGGCCCGCGCCCGGCUGGCCCACCAGGAGUUCUGGGCCCAGCUGAAGAACCUCGUCUUCAUCGGGGUCAUCUUCACCUGCUUCCUUCCCUACCAAUUCUUCAGGCUGUACUACCUCCAAGAGCACACGCCCAAGGGCCCGUGCCACCCCAACGUGUACUACAACGAGAUGUUCUUGAGCGUGACUGCCGUCAGCUGCUUCGACUUGCUGCUCUUUGGCCUGGGAGGGAGCCGCUGGCUGAAGCAGAGCGUCUCCGAUCUCCCUAGCUGCCUCUCGUGCUGUCCAUGCAGAGCCAAGAUCUGACUGCCCGCAGGUGCUGCCAGCAGGCUUCAGACCUUCCGGGGGCCCAGGGAGAGCAAGCGUUAAA
This is a messenger RNA of Vombatus ursinus (common wombat), 1173 nucleotides long. Its product is annotated as probable G-protein coupled receptor 141. Gene Ontology annotation, cellular component: membrane. Lineage: Eukaryota; Metazoa; Chordata; Mammalia; Diprotodontia; Vombatidae. The transcript is spliced from 2 exons. Gene Ontology annotation, molecular function: G protein-coupled receptor activity; oxysterol binding. The record is from RefSeq and is a predicted model, not a curated record. The coding region runs from base 177 to 1109 and encodes 310 amino acids. Gene Ontology annotation, biological process: G protein-coupled receptor signaling pathway.